Molecule: messenger RNA, 1260 nt
Organism: Hyalella azteca
Lineage: Eukaryota; Metazoa; Arthropoda; Malacostraca; Amphipoda; Hyalellidae
Exons: 3
Coding region: 44-799 (251 amino acids)
Source: RefSeq, a predicted model, not a curated record
UACGUUUUUAUCUGUCAUCGCGAGUAAAAACAUCUAUUAAACGAUGCAGCUACCAAAAUAUUUCAUGAACAAGUUCCUGCUUUUAAUAAUCGUGCUGGACUGCGCCGCGAGUGCUAAAAUGUCGGGACACUUCUACAAGGUUCAAGGGAAUGUUGUAGACUACGGAUGCUCCAUGUCAAACUCGACGACAGCAGAGGCCGGGCUCGACCUGAGCAUAACUUGCGGGAGCCUCUGUCAGCGCUACGUCAACUGUCGCUUCUUCUGCUUCAUCAAGAGUACGGGUUUGUGCGGCAUGUUCACAGCCUACGUCGCGGUGCGAUGGCCGGGCCAUCCUGCGUUUGCGUCCACCACAACGUACGACGCUUGCUACACGUCGUGGGGGGACCCCCGGGACAUCGUGAAGACGAACUCCCCCUUCACUUACUCUUCGAAUGAGAUGGGAUCAUACCCGAAGUAUGGCACCGAUGGAUACGCUUGUUUAACCACUCCUGCUUACUUCUCCACCCUUAUGACUACCAACACCUUCUCGCAGAUAGACCUGGAACAGACCACUCGAGUGCAGGCAGUGAUCUUAGUCACCGCAUGGAUAGGUCUUAUUCAAGACAUGGACGUGAUCCUCAGCAACACGAGUGACUACAACCUCGGCCAGAAAAUAGGACGUGUUAAUGGAAUCGCGCCGGCGUGGUCGCCGUACACCAUCGUCACCAACACCAGCACGGCGGGACGGUACCUCACGUUCUUCACGGCAAUGUACGGUUUUCUUGGCUUUGCUGAAGUACAAGUCAUUCCUCAGCCGUGAGCCACUCGUUGCAUAUUCAGUCAACAUCGUUAGCUGGAUAUGAUGUCUCUCAGCUUAGACAUAGCUCAGAUUUACUCAUAUGAAACCUGGAAAUGAAAUUCAUUUUUUAGUCAGAAAUAGUUUAAGCGAGGAAAGUUUGACUCGCAGUCUUCAAUUCGACAGUUAAAACUCAAUGUUGAUCGUAAAUGUUGGCUCAAUACAUAACAAAGCUCAUGGAGCUAAGCUUGUAGGUUGACCUGUUUUCGUUCAUCAACUCAAAAGAGGAUCUCUUCAGUUCUCCCCCAAUUAGGACGUCAAAAUUGGGUCAAGAAAACUGCAAUCCGUUUUUAAUAAUUGCCAUGAUGAGUAUUAUUCUUUGACGUAAAGAAAUUUUACAUUGACACAUUUUGAUGCCUGAAUUUCAGGCUAUUCUAGAACAAGAGAACAUUAAUGUGACACUUUGAGCUUUGUUUAGGUCAGUA